UGACGCUACGAGAAUUUCCGAGUGGCGGAGAAGCGUCGCGAGCGUCGCGAGAGCCUCGAUUUCGUCGCCAUGACGAAAAUUCGCGAAAAAUUAUCUAUUUUCUUCGAGUCAAUAUUAAAACGUCUCUCACUCUUCCACAUUAGCCAUUGUCUUUUUUCGUUAUUUAUCCAACACAACAGUUAUUAUCAUCUUUUGUGUCCUUAUUUAGAUACUACUACUACUACUACUACUACGUGCAGAAAAAAUGCCAAAGGAAAAUGUUGUUGACGGACCAUCGGUUAUUUUCAAUAACGUGACCAUUCGACCUGUUUUCCAUUCUAAUUAAUAUAAUAUACAAAUAUAUGUAUAUAUAUAUAUAUAUAUGUUAACAUAUCAGGUGCUUGGAAUUCUCAAAAAUGGCUGAAGAUAUUCGUGUAAGAGUUGCGUGCUUCCUGAUUAUCGUUUCGAUCGUCCUCUCCGAUGGUCAAUUAAUGACGAAAGAACAUCGAACUAAUGCUGCUUCCGAACGGCCGAACAACUUAUGGUGUUAUCAGUGCGAUUCUAUGGAAGAUGGGGAUCUAUGCUCCGAUCUUCCCUAUAAUCAUUCUUCCUUUAUUCACAAAUGUAAAGACGAUAAAAGAAUUUGCAUGGUUAAACGAUUCUCUUACACGACGAGUACGGAAAAUUCAACUUCGAGUCCUCACGUGUGGUCUUUGGAAAGAAACUGCACGAGUAAAUGCGAACCUGGUUGUAUAGUGAUCGGUGAAAGAACGAAGCUUUACGCUUGCACGGCCUGCUGUGAUAAAUCUUUAUGCAAUACCGGAACCGGAACUGCCAACGAUCUUACGAUGAAAGAAAUAAAUUUUCUUUUAGCGCUUAUAUUACAAAUCGUUUUAACAAUCACCAUGUAUUCGUCGUGACAAUAUCGAUAAAAUAACAUAUAUUAAGUUUUA
Molecule: messenger RNA, 932 nt
Organism: Polistes canadensis
Lineage: Eukaryota; Metazoa; Arthropoda; Insecta; Hymenoptera; Vespidae
Exons: 3
Coding region: 396-899 (167 amino acids)
Source: RefSeq, a predicted model, not a curated record